UGAUGACGCGUUUCUAAGCAGAAGAUGUGCGUAGCAACAAGCUAAGAAACCACAUCUGUGUGAACUCCGAGUCAAGUGGAGCGCGUACACACGCUGAGAGGUUCCGUCUUCCGGAGAGACAAGUUUUCGAAGACGGAACAGACAUUUCUGGAGAAAAAGGUGUUGACAAUGUCGUGAGUUCAGCUCGCUGGCCUAAAAAAAAGACAGACAGACAAGCGGUUCCUCUGAAAGAGAACCGAAUAUUUUAGCGAUACGCUCGAGCGCUAGCAUGAAGCUAGCGUCUGUUGAAAAGUACGAAGUGUCUAGCUAGUAGUCGACCAUUUUCCCACUUUCGACCAUUUCCUGCGGUUGGGAUGGUGCUUUCGGACGACGGAAGUAUCCGUGCUGUGAAAGGGCUGAAGAGAGAACAGGCUGGACGUCUCUGUUGGAUUUGGACUCCAACUCUUUCAGGGAGCGGCGCUCAUGUGGAUGUGUGUUUUUGUUCUGCUGCAAGCUGACCGAAACGCGUUUUCUUUUUGAUCCUGGGAGUUUUCUGCCUCUAGAGGAAAGGAAAAGCACGGCAUUUACAGAAGUUUAUUCGACUGUUUUUAUUAUUAUUAUUCUUGUAUAAAGCUUGCUAAGUUAGGUGUAGCAUUUCCCACAGCUCAUUGGCUUGGAGCCAGCACUAACUACACUGGCUUAGCUGAAAGGAUCUGGCCUGUAAAUACUCCUGACACUCGAGGGGAGGAAAAGACACUGUACAUGACCAUGGCUUAGUUGUGCAUUGCAUUGUGCUGGGUUCUACUUGAAGAUUCGCCAGGACAGGAUUUCUAGACAUGACCUGAAGCUGUAGUGACGUUCAUAUUUGUUUGUAUUGUGAACACUUUAUUUUAUUUUAUUUUAUUAUUAUUUUUUUUAAGAAGAAGUCUUGCAAAAACAAAAAAGAGAGAAGAGAGAGAAACAUUUCAUGUUGUGCGCAAUAAUUCUCCACAAGCAUGAUGAUACUGAGCAGAAAACCAGAUGGCCCGGUCACAGCAGGACAGAGAUGUCAUAGCUCGACAUGGAGACGGUCUGUAUGACUCUUACAUGCGCACGGACCACAUCGUGAAUGAAGAAGCAGACUUAAACGGACAGAGCCCCGGUACCCUGCCCCCAUUGCACAAACACACAGCUGUGAACAAGCCAACGGUGAAGGAUCACCUUGGAGUCCGAGGAGGUCAGAUGAAGAUGAAGUACCUGUAUGAGGAUUCGUACAACCGCAAGCCCAAUGGCAUAAGCCAGCACAACGGUACCAGCCAAACUCCUGCCAAGCCCCAGUCUGUUCUCUCCAAAGAGCGGAGUGUGGAUAGCAACAGUUCAGCCAAGUCCUCUGAAAGCUCAGCGAAGCCAACCAAGCUGGGGGGUCCCCUUGUCCCAGACCAGGCAGUGAAGCAGUACAGGCAACAGCUGAGUGCACUAGAACAGCAGGAGAUCCUCGGUUAUCCUGAGAUCUACUUUGUGGGACCAAAUGCCAAGAAGAGACAAGCAGUUGCAGGAGGCUCUAACAACUCUGGAUAUGAUGAUGACCAGGGAGGUUAUAUCCAUGUGCCACACGACCAUGUUGCCUAUCGUUACGAGUUCCUAAAAGUGAUCGGUAAAGGCAGUUUCGGUCAAGUGGCGAAGGUCUAUGACCAUAAGUUACACCAGCAUCUCGCUCUAAAGAUGGUGCGCAACGAGAAACGGUUCCACCGGCAAGCAGCAGAGGAGAUUCGAAUCCUGGAACACCUGAAAAAGCAGGACAAGACUGGCAGCAUGAACGUAGUCCACAUGCAAGAGAACUUUACCUUCCGUAAUCAUAUCUGCAUGACCUUCGAGCUGCUUAGCAUGAAUCUCUAUGAACUCAUCAAGCGCAAUAAAUUCCAGGGUUUCAGUCUGCCUUUGGUACGCAAGUUUGCUCACUCCAUCUUGCAGUGUCUGGAAUCUUUGCACCGCCAUAAGAUCAUCCACUGCGAUCUAAAACCAGAGAACAUUCUUCUCAAGCAGCAGGGUCGGAGUGGUAUCAAGGUCAUUGACUUUGGCUCUAGCUGCUUUGACCACCAGCGUGUCUAUACCUAUAUUCAGUCCAGAUUUUACAGAGCACCUGAGGUCAUCCUAGGCUCACGCUAUGGCAUGCCCAUAGACAUGUGGAGCUUUGGCUGCAUUCUUGCCGAGCUCCUGACAGGGUACCCUCUCUUUCCUGGUGAAGAUGAGGGUGACCAAUUGGCCUGCAUGAUGGAGCUAUUGGGCAUGCCCCCUCAGAAGCUUUUGGAGCAGGCCAAACGUGCCAAGAACUUCAUUAACUCCAAAGGCCACCCACGUUACUGCACGGUCACCACACUCAGCAACGGCACCUUGGUGCUUAACGGGAGUCGUUCACGGCGAGGCAAGAUGCGGGGUCCCCCAGGUAGCAAGGAGUGGGUGACGGCACUCAAGGGCUGUGAUGACCCCACCUUCAUUGACUUUCUGAAGAAGUGUCUGGACUGGGAUCCCACCACUCGCAUGACGCCAGUUAUGGCUUUGCGACACCCCUGGCUCUACAGGAGGCUACCCAAGCCUGUGCCUGGCGGAGAGAAGACCUUGGUACCCAAGCGGAUUAGCGAGCAUAGCACUUCCUUCCCCAGCAUCGUCCCUAAGGUUCCCCCUGUAAUGGGCCCAACCAACAACAAACUGAGGACCAAAAUGAUUGGGGACACUGAUGGGAAUAUACCAUUGCGUACAGUGCUACCAAAGCUUGUUUCAUAGAGCUGAUCACCUGUUUAGGGAUAAAGACAACAUUGUAGCAAAGUUUUUAGUGGUGGAUUUAAUUUGUUUUUGUUUGCUUUUUAAAAUAAUGAGUGGCAAUACUCAGUGUUUUGACUUCAGUUUUUAAAAACAAUGAAGCACAAAAAAGAUACAUUUUUAUAUGGCAUUUGAAAAUAGUGUUUAUUUUCUUCAAACGGCCUUUGAAAGGGCACUUGGAAAUGUACUAAUUUAGUUAUGAUUUUACACUUUUGUUAGGAAUUGAAUGCUUCUCAAGUGCACAAGUGGGUGAAAAUAUUAUUCUGUACCCCUAAGGGUUUUUACACUAUCUCUGCUAAGACAAACUGUUUUUUCUAAGGGCUGCCUUUUAAAUCUAUGCUGUUAAGGGCUUAGAAACAUGCUGGGUGUUUUGAAUGAUCUCCAAAUCUAAUCUAAUUUAAGACUUGUGAGAUGUAUCUACAGCAGAGAGCCUCACUGGCUUGCCAGAGGCCCCAGCAGUUCUCUGAUUUAGCAAACAAAUGAUAUAUGUCAUUAUUUUAAUUGAUCAAUUAUUGCAAUAACACUAGAAGGUCGUAAUUUUGCUACGUCACAUAGAAGUUCUGUCUCAUGUGCUCCAAUAGGUCAAAACAUGGUGCAUUGCCAGAAUGAACCAGGCUCUAGUCUGUCUGUAGCAGGGAGACUUUAAUUUCCUUCUUUUCUUAUCUUCCAAGAAGCGGUUGCAAAAGAUUGCCCUACAGUGAGAUAAUAAGGAACUUAGUUUGUGUCAGGAGCAGCAUAGUGCACCAGGGUUUGGUUUUUGAAAGCUGUCAGUCAGGUUGUACUUGAAAGAAAUAAGCAAGAUGACAAGCAGGGCCUGUACGUAUGCAUUCAGGAAGUUUGCGCUUUUCGAGCAGCGGUUGUGACUUAAAUAGGGAUCGAUGUUUCUGGCCAUGUUAUCAUUUUAACCAUUUCUUGCUGGAUUUAGAUUAAGGACAAACUAAUCAGGGAGCUCUGUGUCAUAGAGCCAUAAGCUUUCCCUUCUUUUUAAAUCUCAGAAGCUGGUUAUUCCUCACUGAUUCAGCUUGGAAGCCUGCUGUUGUGUCUUCUGACACUGCUCUACACUGUGACCUGUUUUUCUUCUGUUUUUGUUCUACUCUCUUCCAUGACAACACUUAAAUCGUCCUCUUCAUACACUCAUGCUUUUGACUGCACCACAGAGCACGUAGACAUGCAAAUGUUUUUUACUUUUAAGGAAGGGCUUUUGAUAACCGUGAACACCUGAUUUUACAGAAGCACAGCUGUUCGUUGACACUGCCAUGACUUAUCACACUUGCUGGCUGUGAACUGACACUGAAUGCUUAAACACUCGUUGUAAUGAGGCAAACACAAUUAAUUUUUUUUUUAGGAACUGAAUGGUGCUGACCUUAUGGGGCCCCUCACUUGCAUGCCGUGCCUGUAACAUGCAUCUGUGUCCUUAGGACCAAUGAGUGUAACCAUAGGUGUUGUAAAAAAACAAACAAAAAAAACUCACUGCCAUAGAGUUCUGUAUUUGUGAUUUGUAGAGUCAAAUCACCUAUUUGUCAGGUUUUCACCUCAUCUAGGUAUGCAUGAUUACACACAGGAAAUGUAAGCUGCUACAAGCACAUGGUAUGUUCAUUCAUUUUCUAGAUUCUUUUAUUUAAAUUGGCGGUCAGCUGAAUUAAGACAGGAUGCAAACCAAGCAGGUGAACAGCUUAAUGGCCCUGUAAUGGUUCUCUCACAGCACCCUAAAAAGUUCUUCAUUCGUACCACUUCUAUUUCUACACCAUAUGGUUUCCUUUUUAGAAAAAUGUAACCAAUGACAACAUGCAACCCAUUAUUCGAAGAGAAUUAUUUUGUUAAUUCACCAAUCGAUUUCUUUCAAUAACAAAUGCUUCUGGAUAAAAUCUGUUAAAGUGUAUGGGGAAAUUAUGGAGGCAUAACAUGCAGCCUAUGUUAAUCUACCUCUUAAUUACUCAUCACAGGCUCUGGCAAGAUCUAGAACGAUCACUGUAAAGUCAAGAUGUAGCAUCUUUCACUUCAGUGCUUCUGACUGUUAGCUUCAAUGUCUAUAUUUCCCUAAUUUCCUUCUCGUUUUUGGCGCAUGGUCCUGUCUGUUGAGAAAACUCCAGUCCUUUACCUUUAGUGGAGCGCUUGAUUAAAUCACCUUGGCUCUACACAUUGCCUCCUUACCAAAUUCUGUACCUUCUAUGAUGUUUCUGUUCCUUCUUUUUUUUCUUUUUUUAAACUUCUCUCGUGUGUACUUUUUUUUUUUACUCUUGACGUCAUUGCCGGUUUGCAAGUUGAAAGUUUCCAAAAGAGAACAAAAUGACAAUGGUGUCAUUUCCCUACUGUGGUGUCUUUGUACCCAUUUGCAGCAUGAAUAUGAAAAUAAGUGUAAAAGGACUGAAUGAUGAGAAUUGUGUCCAUAAAAUAACCAAAUGAACUUGUAUUAGUUUUUUUUUUUUAAAAAGAUGAAUAAAAUAAAUAUUAACUGCAA
Ictalurus punctatus (channel catfish) is the source of this 5233-nucleotide messenger RNA. It is a transcript of the gene dyrk3, whose product is annotated as dual specificity tyrosine phosphorylation regulated kinase 3. The record is from RefSeq and is a predicted model, not a curated record. NCBI's taxonomy places the organism in Eukaryota, Metazoa, Chordata, Actinopteri, Siluriformes, Ictaluridae. Gene Ontology annotation, cellular component: nucleus. The coding region runs from base 1000 to 2739 and encodes 579 amino acids. Gene Ontology annotation, molecular function: protein serine/threonine kinase activity; ATP binding; protein serine/threonine/tyrosine kinase activity. Gene Ontology annotation, biological process: peptidyl-threonine phosphorylation; cytoplasmic stress granule disassembly; positive regulation of cell cycle G2/M phase transition. The transcript is spliced from 4 exons.